AGCCCGGCCGUAAUAUUAUUAUUAUUAUUAUUACUAUUAUUACUAUUAUUAUUAUUAUUAUUUAAUAAAAAUCAAGCAUCUCUUGUAGCCAGCCAGUCCAUCUGUUUGACAAUGGUUGGUCCAUCACCAUCUACCCUAUUUGACGUUUCUUCUUCCUUCACUCGAUCUAUCUAUCAAACUACUGAAUUUCACUUCAUUCUAUUUCUAUCACCCCCUUUUUUCUUUUUCUUUUUCUUUUUUUUUUAUUAUUAAAUUUCUUGCUUAUUAUGAUUAAUAAUUCAAGAUCAUGAAACUUUCCAAGCUUCAAUCUUUCAUUGUUUCCAGUAAUACCCACCUCAAGUUUCUGGCUCUUGUUACUUUAUUAUUGAUUCUUGGAGCAUCAUACUUCCAGCAGCAAUAUGGGGGUUACUCAGAUGGAGGCACAAAACUAAACCCUGUUCCAAACAGAAACAGAGCAUUGAUAGUUCCAUCAAAAAGGGCAGGUGAGCCUCCAGUGUUAGCUUACUGGAUUUACGGAUCCAGUGGAGAUGGGCAGAGGAUACGGAGGGUGUUGAAGGCUGCUUAUCAUCCCAGAAAUCAGUACCUUUUGCUACUGGAUGCGUCUUCCUCAUCAGAUGAGAGGGCGGAUCUGGCUCUGUAUGUCCAAUCUGACCCCUUGUUUGCUGCUUUUGAUAAUGUCAACGUUGUUGGGCGGAGUUAUGCCGUGAACCAGAUGGGAGGAUCUGGACUGGCUGCCUUGCUCCACGCCUCUGCAUUGCUCCUCAAAUUAAGUACCACCUGGGAUUGGUUCAUCCCACUUAGUGCUACUUCUCAUUACCCACUCAUGACUCAGGAUGAUAUCCUCCACGCUUUUACACUCUUGCCCAGGGACCUCAACUUUGUACAUUUUGCAAACACCUCCCAUGAGGAUCAAAGGGUCAAGCAAGUGGUUGUGGACCCUAGCGUCUAUGACACAAAAACCACUCCAAUUUUCUAUGGUAAACAGACCAGAAAUGCGCCCAACACGUUCAAGAUCUUAGCAGGUUCCCCUUGGGUGAUCCUAAGCCGAUCUUUGAUAGAAUUCUGUGUCAAAGGAUGGGACAACUUCCCUAGGAAACUGCUUAUGUACAUGACCAACUUAGCAUCUCCUCUAGAAUUCUACUUCCAAACCGUCAUAUGUAACUCGCCCGCUUUUCAAAACACCACAAUUGACAGUGAUUUGAGGUAUGUUAUGAGCCAAAACGAUAGCCUCAGCAAUAUGGGGGACAGCCUGAUUGUUGCAAGGCCUUUAGAUGAUGAUGCACUGCUGCAGGAGAUUGACAACAACGUAUUAAACCGUUCAGUAGACGGGGUUGUGCCUGGAAAGUGGUGUUUGAAACAAAAGCAGAAUGUGACUAUAAAUGUUGAAAUAGAAGAUAAAUGGAAAUGGGGAGAUAUUAACUCCGUUGAGGCAAGUCCUCAAGGGGUGAAGCUGGGACUAGCACUGUCCCGGCUUGCGAGUCAGAGAGUUGAUGUGUGCCAAAGCAGACGGUGAAAAUUUAGUUUAAGAAAUAUUUCGUUCGGAAAUUAGGAAACAUACUAGUGCAUUGUUGAAACAUGUGUUCUUUUUCAUCUGUAUUAUUAAUAAAAGAAAAGUGUAGUUAUGUAAUUAGUAAAACAAAUAUAUUGAUUGUUUCAAGUA
Molecule: messenger RNA, 1660 nt
Organism: Helianthus annuus (common sunflower)
Lineage: Eukaryota; Viridiplantae; Streptophyta; Magnoliopsida; Asterales; Asteraceae
Product: beta-glucuronosyltransferase GlcAT14B
Exons: 4
Coding region: 287-1513 (408 amino acids)
Cellular component (GO): membrane
Molecular function (GO): glucuronosyltransferase activity
Source: RefSeq, a predicted model, not a curated record